Molecule: messenger RNA, 1110 nt
Organism: Hemiscyllium ocellatum (epaulette shark)
Lineage: Eukaryota; Metazoa; Chordata; Chondrichthyes; Orectolobiformes; Hemiscylliidae
Exons: 1
Coding region: 369-944 (191 amino acids)
Source: RefSeq, a predicted model, not a curated record
AGAAUCAUUUUGUACAAAGUACUGGACGAGAGUAGUGGUGUUAUCUUUAAUGAUUCUACCCACUUCUCGCUUUCAGCUCAGUUUGGAACUCAGUCUUUGAGAAAAUAUAAUUUUAAGUUUGCUUCUAGAACCUCUGAGUGACAAAGAAAAUAAUCUGACGGCGUUAAAACCCACAGCUGAUCCCGGUACACCCAAACCCGGGCAUGCACUGUAAUAAGCGUUGGGGAAAGAAAAAGUUAAAGAGAAUAGUGAAAAGGUAGACGGGAAAAGGUGCUUGCGGGCACGUAAGGAACGAUAAUAUUCCUUCACAUCGAACAGUUGUGAAGCCGAGAGUAUGUGAAAGGGUAAGCACGCCCAGAAGAUUCACAAUGUCUAACAGUAAAAGAGGCGUUGUCCACUGGGAAGCCAGGAAAGAGAGAUACGAUUGCAAAGAUUAUUCGAAGAGUAGAUUUGUUUCGAAACGGGUCGGACAUCGCUGGCACAGACGUGGAAGGGCAGAAUGUGGCAGAACAGGCAGGUAUUUUGGUCGUGGUCACCAACACCAGUCGACCGAACUCCAAGAGGUGAGACUGCGUCCAGUAAAUGUCCGUGGUAAUCGGGCACCAGGUAUGAGGGCACCUAGAAAUACCAAUCAGUUCCUGAUGCACGAAAAAUACCAACUGAUGCAUAUGAGAUCCGACUCGACUGGGAGUGACAGUGGUUCGGAGAUCGAGGUGGACAUGGACAUAGACUCGUACCUGGGUGUGUUAGAGAACGCUCGAGGCGCUCUGGACUGCACCAUGUCUCCCCUGUCUGAUGAUAACCUGUUACGCUUCAGAUUCUUUGAGCAAAUAGAUCACGAUCAGAGUUUGCAGUAUUUUCCGUCAGAGGACGACGUAGUGAAAAGCGAACGUUUUAUGCGACAGGACUUUGCUGCAUUCUGCAGUACAUUUAAUGUAGAGUAAUUACAAUGUAAUUACAGUUUUGAGACGAACUAUUCUCUCGGGUUAGGGAGAAUAUGGUGCGAAAACGUUUUGUAAAUGACAACCAUCUGGUUUGCCUGUAAGGGUAACCCCCGACUUGUCGUUUCUAUGAGCCACAGAUACUUUGCCAAUAAACAUGUUUCAUUUA